UCUCGGCCUUCCCUCUGUCCGUGGCGAUAAUGGACUCGGACAACGACACCAUCUUCGAGUGCCUGAUAUCUAACCGCACUGCGAUCGACUAUAAGACCAAGAUGGCCAUGUUUGUCUGGACCAUUGGAGCGCCGGGGAAUGCGUCCAAGCAGGAAGUCCCGUUCGUUGUGUCACCGGGGACUACGCCUGGGACAAUGGACAUGAUUAUUGGAAAUGAUCCAGAGAUAAAGCAGGGCAUAUUCUACUACUUUGGUCAACACUGCAUUGUGAUGGAUCUCGAGUACAACGGUCAUCUGUGCAUUCUGUGGACAGCGCUGCAGCUGAUGCACAAUGUGCCUCCGGAGUGUAUCGACCAAUUUGUCGACACCUGCGGCGUAAUUGCUGAUCCGCACAGAAAUGACCUCUGCCCCGACUACUAACGAGGCUGGGUACUUGGCCAGAAGGCACAUGGAUGUUUCGUAUUGCUUUUCAAGAAGAAGACGAAAGGCAAAUUCU
Molecule: messenger RNA, 495 nt
Organism: Rhipicephalus sanguineus (brown dog tick)
Lineage: Eukaryota; Metazoa; Arthropoda; Arachnida; Ixodida; Ixodidae
Exons: 4
Coding region: 30-419 (129 amino acids)
Source: RefSeq, a predicted model, not a curated record